This is a messenger RNA of Calliphora vicina (urban bluebottle blowfly), 2219 nucleotides long. It is a transcript of the gene Shc, whose product is annotated as SHC-adaptor protein. The record is from RefSeq and is a predicted model, not a curated record. Gene Ontology annotation, cellular component: plasma membrane. The transcript has 6 exons. Bases 456 to 1835 code for a protein of 459 amino acids. NCBI's taxonomy places the organism in Eukaryota, Metazoa, Arthropoda, Insecta, Diptera, Calliphoridae. Gene Ontology annotation, molecular function: receptor tyrosine kinase binding. Gene Ontology annotation, biological process: intracellular signal transduction; cell surface receptor protein tyrosine kinase signaling pathway.
AAAAGACUCGCAAAAAAGAACAAAACAAAAUAUAUACACACUUUUAUUUAAUUUUACAAACAACAAAUAUGUAAUUAAUAUUUUCCCAACCGUUUAAAAUGAAAAUAUUGUCGAAAUUUUUGCAAUUAAAGUGAAUAUUUCAAGUUUUUCAACAUAAAUACAUUCGCAUUAAAAUAAUAUGUACAAGUUAGUAGUGUAUGAAUCCAUAAUAAGCUUAGAUUAACUGGAAUUCUGGUGGAAUUAGUCAGACGCAACAUAUAUGAAAAAGAACAACAACAAAUAUACAUAGUAAAAAAACAAACGAAUUUAAUAUACAAUAUAACAUUCCAAAACUGAAUACAGGAAGUAAUAAUUUACACACCGAAAACAAACAAAUAAAACAACAAAAUAUAAUUCCAUUCAACUAUAAUAAUAAUACAAAGAAGCUAUUAACAAUUAAUUAAUUAGAAGAAAAUAUGAUACGUAACGGAGGCGGCAACAACAUUGGUGAUAGUGGUGGAGGUGGUGGAGCUACAGCGGCAAUGGGUGGGGCUGUUGGUGGCAAUGAUGGUUGCAUAUAUCCCGAUGAAGUUAUCAUGGAAAAAGGGGUGGCAUUUAAUGUGCGAUAUACGGGCUGUGUCGAAGUUAAUACGUCCAUGAAAUCUUUGGAUUUUCAUACUAGGACACAGGUGGCCAGAGAAUGUAUAAAUCGUGUUUGUGAAGCUGCUGGUUUAAAAUCUGUCGGCAAAAGGCGUAUUGAUAAAAAGAUAGCGCAGUAUAUAGCAGAACGUCCCUGUAUGGCGAAUGCUGGCACCAACGUUAUUAUCAAUGUUUCGAGUCGUUCAUUAAAUUUAAUAAAUGUCGACAAUGGCGAAAUCAUAGCAUCUCAUCAAAUGCCUAGAAUAUCAUUUGCUUCGGGCGGUGAUACCGAUACCCUUGAUUUUUUAGCUUAUAUUGCUAAAAAUGAAGACGAAUGGCGAGCUUGCUAUGUAUUGGAAUGUAUAGGCGGCCAGAGUGAAGAUCUUAUCGUAACAAUUGGCAAAGCUUUUAUGCUACGUUAUAAUGCUAUCAACCGUAAAGGACAUCACCAUGCGCAAAAUAUGGACAAUGUAAAUGCCACUACAAAGGAAAACGAUAAGGAAUACUACAAUGAUUUACCCAACAAAUUACCUCCAGAUUUAAUGAACGACAACGAAUUGCAACACGACCAACAACAGCUACAAAAAGUGGCCCAAUUAAAUUUAAAGAAACCUAGAGAUCGCCUUAGCAGUAAUCUAAUAGACUUGAAUAGUCCACCGCCAGAUCAAACAUCAAAUAAACUAAACUUGAAUGCAUUUGAUCCAAUGAAAGAUAAUAUGAUAAUUGGACAACAACAGCAGCAACAUCAACAACCUCCAGAUGUAUUUGAUAUACCUCCCCUGUCGCUAUCAGCCGAAGUACAGAGAUCCCAGUUAAUGACUGAGACUUGGUUUCACGGUUCAAUUAGUCGCCCCGUGGCGGAGGGUAUGCUUGAUAGUGAUGGCGACUUUUUGGUACGCGAAUCUCAGGGCAAACAUGGUCAAUAUGUUUUAACUGGCCUCCAAGGCAAAACUCCGAAACAUUUAUUACUCAUCGAUCCUGAGGGUAUAGUUCGUACCAAGGAUCGUAUAUUUGAAAGCAUUAGCCAUCUAAUCAACUAUCACUGGACAAAUCUUUUACCCAUAAUAUCUGAAGACUCAGAACUUGUUUUACGCAAUCCCGUCGUGAAACCAAACAAUACUACAUUAUCGGGAGCAGGUUUAUCAAAUGCCACCAAUUCACACAAUCAUCAUCAUUCACAUACACAUCAUUCUCAUUUGCAGUCGUGUAAAGAAUAAACAAAUAAAAACAAACAAAAAACAAUUUUUGGAGAUUAUCUUAAAGAAAACAAAUAUCGUAUAUUUAGUAUAAAUGAAUAUUUAAUAAACCUUUACACAUAUUUUCUGAUAUCAGUGUAUACAUUUUAUUUAAAUAUAGCAAUUUAUAAAAAAUAAAAAUAAAAGAACCUAAAAAUGUGAACAAAUUUUAAAUUAAAAAAAACAUUGUAUGUAAAAGAAAACAAAACAUUAAAAAAAUAUGUAUUAUUUGUAUUGUAUGUAUGUAGAUGAAGAUAAUUUUACUAUAUGUAUGUAUUUAUUAUAAACCAAUCAUUAAAAUUAAAAACAAGAAAUGUGUCUGAUGAACAUUUUCUAUGAUAAAAUGUAUUAAAAAUUAUUUAAAAA